Messenger RNA from Adineta steineri, 1080 nucleotides. The record is from the annotation of a GenBank genome assembly. NCBI's taxonomy places the organism in Eukaryota, Metazoa, Rotifera, Eurotatoria, Adinetida, Adinetidae.
AUGAGUUCACAAGCAAGAUAUAAUGCAAAUUCUUUAUCCAUGUCAUAUGAUGAAACAAGUUUUCAACAAGAAAAAAAAGAAGGUUUACGAACUAAACUUCGAGAGAAAUUAAUUCCAAUUGGAAAACGUGGACAAGAUCCUCAAAAUAGAAAAAGUUCAGUACCUGAUAUAACUAAUUUAACUCCACAAAGUCAAGAACUUAUUUUACGUGCAGUUGAUUCAAUAAAAAAAGAAGAUAGUGAAAGUAUUAUGAGUACACUAGAUGAAAGUCGUGAUAUAUUAAGAAGUUCAUUCGAAGAAUUUAAACGUGAACAAGAAGAAUAUCGAAAACAACUUCAAGAAAUUUCAAAAGUGAAAGAAGCAGCAAUGGGAAGACAAAAGGAAAAUUCAAUUCCACUUUCAAUAUUUUUAAAACAAAAACGUAAUAAUGAAGGUCUUGCUGAUCUACGUCCUAAUUCAAGUAUGAAUGUAACAUAUCAAGCAUAUUUUGAAGCUCUUCUUACAACGAAUAAAAAUGAACAACAACAUCCAACAGAUAAAGCAGCUGUUGUAAAAUAUAUUCGUCGACGUGAAAGACGUAAACGUGCAGAAGAAAAUAAAAAAAAUCAUCAGUUAACAGAUGACGUUCUCGAAAAACAAACAGCUGAAAUUAUUGAAAAAAUGGAUGGUAUAGAUAUAAAAUUAGAAAAUGAAAGACAACGACAAAAUGAUAUAUUACGUGCGCGUAUGAAUGAAAAGAAAUUAAAAUCAAAUAAUAUGCUGCAAGCAAAUGAAAUUCUUGGUCAAGCUAAUGAAGCUAAUUUAGCUCGUCAACGUAUUGAACAAGCACAACGAGACAAAAUUGAAGCACGUUUAUCAGCAGUUCGUAAUCAACCAGUUCAUAGUCCAAUAAAUAUGAUUCAUGUACAAAGUAAUAUAAAUGAAAAUGAUGAUGAAACAUUAAAUGAUGAACAGGUACAAACAAAUAAAAAGUCUCUUCAAUUAUUACAUGAUAAUAAUGGCUAUGAACAAGCACGUUCAACAACACCAGUUUAUGGUGAUGAUGAAAGAAAUCAUAAAGUUCCAAAUAUUCAUAUUUAA